GUCUGAGUCAACUAAUAAAAAAACAGAAAGACGUGCAGCAGAUGAUUCAGGAGAGAAUCAAGAAGAUUCAAGACAUCAAACAUUCAGCAGAAGUCAGAAAUAUUUCCUCAUCCCUGUUCAACACACCAGAAACCAGGCAAUGGCCUGAGAUCAGUAUGAAGACUCAUGUGAGUCUGGAGACUCUGAGGAGAGCUCUGACUCAACUGCAGCACAAUCUAGAUGAGAAACUCACAAAAACUGAGCUGAAGAGGAUGCAGCAGUAUGCAGUGGAUGUGACUCUGGAUCCUGAUACAGCUUAUCCUAGACUCAUCCUGUCUGAUGAUGGAAAACGAGUCAGAGAUGAAGAUGUUAGUCAGGACCUCCCAGACAAUCCAGAAAGAUUUGAUUCAUGUGCCUGUGUCCUGGGAAAGGAGGGAUUCUCCUCAGGGAGAUUUUAUUUUGAGGUGCAGGUGAAGGGAAAGACUGGAUGGGAUUUAGGAGUGGUCAGAGAAUCCAUUAACAGGAAAGGAGAGAUCACAGCGAGACCCAGUGACGGAUACUGGACUGUGGCUGUAAGGAAUGGUUAUCAAUAUAUAGCCUUUGCUGGUCCCCCUGUCUCUCUGUGUGUGAGAGUGAAUCCGCAGCAGGUCGGUGUGUUUGUGGAUUAUGAGGAGGGUCUGGUCUCCUUUUAUGAUGUGGAGUCCAGCUCUCAUAUCUACUCUUACACUGGUCAAUCUUUCACUGACACUAUCCGUAUUUAAGCCCAUCAUUAAAUGAUGAAGGUCAAA
Labeo rohita (rohu) is the source of this 767-nucleotide messenger RNA. RefSeq names its product zinc finger protein RFP-like. The transcript is spliced from 4 exons. Lineage: Eukaryota; Metazoa; Chordata; Actinopteri; Cypriniformes; Cyprinidae. The coding region runs from base 42 to 740 and encodes 232 amino acids. Gene Ontology annotation, molecular function: protein binding. The record is from RefSeq and is a predicted model, not a curated record.